AUGCGUGAAGGAUUGACUUGUGAAGAAAUCAGCACAUUGGCGUCUUAUAUCGAAAGCGACCGUUCCUCUGUAUCGACCACACGCUCAUUAACCCACUCCAACCCGGCCAACAUCAACGCCAGCGACAACAAGCGCGAGCUUGCAUCACCACUCCACGUCCAAUCAACCACCCUACCACCUACUCCCAAAGUCGAAGCAGAAGAACUCCAGGAUCCUCCACCCUUUUCGUCGCACAACUUCCCGUCACUCUAUUUCCCGCCUCAGGACCAGCCUGCGCCGCCGCCCGACUUUGAAGAAGGCCCGUCGUCAUCGGCCUCGUCCCCGUUCUCUUCUGUUGUCGAAGACACAAAGGCCGCUCUUCCACCCGAUACCAAACCUCGUUCCGACAAGGCGCCCGACGACAGCGAACCUCCGCCGCCCUAUACCGAAGGUGCCAGUCCGCUCGACGGCUUCACUUACCUCAUGGCUCAAGCUGGAGGUGCUGCGAGCAUCAUCACCCAAGUCUCCCAGGGUGGUCCCGCUCCCAUCAACACUUUUAACGCUGCAUCCGAUGAGCACAUCAAUAUCGAUCUGAGAGGCACUCGCUUCACUCUCUCGCGCGAUGAGCUGCUCACGCUCCCCGAGUUCGUGCUGUUGUCGCUCUUCCCGAACGGACUCCUCCCCGAUGGCCACAUGAACUCGUUCCACGAGCCUGACGUCUAUCCCGUCGAUGUUAGUGCCGCCCCGCGCCUCAUUUCCUCCUUCCGUCCUCAAGACAUCGCUGCGCUACAACACAUUCUCCAAAAUCAUGAUGUAUAUUUAUCUGACUCGAUCUACUAUUCCCAGUAUGACCCCACUUCUCUGCAAUACAUGCUCGAAUUCUUCCGAUCCGUCGCCCAAACUAUCCCCACCUCCCCCACCGAUGACUCCCCAUCUCCGUUCUCUGCCGACCAAGGCCCCGUACCCAUUGAGCCCAUGCAGGGUAAUGCUAGAGACAUGCUGCAGGACAGAGCUGGUAUCAUCGUCUUGCGCGAAGACCUCGACUUCUACGUCAUCCCCCCGAGGCGCGACAUUGGUCACCCCGAGAUGGUCCAGGUCAAGCGUGCUGCUGGUCGCGCUUUGUUGAAGCAGAGUGGCAUCUUCAGUGGCCUCCGCAAGAGUGAGGAGCCUGGUACCACCGAGCAACAUCUUAUUGAGAUGCUGACUGCUGGUGGCUUCAACCACGACGAUACCUGGGGUCACCGUGCUGGCGAGCCCAACAAGGCUGUCAUCUGCAGUAUCGCCCUUGCUCGUCUGCGUACCGAUGUCCGUGGCGAUGCCAACUCCAACGCUGUCGGCAUGGCUCAGAAGCUCCUUCUGUUCUGGCGCAAGCCUGCUCGCCGCUGCUGGUGGGAAGGCGUUGACCUUGAGAAUGUUGAAGGUAUCGACGGCACACUCAAGGUCUGGAUCCGCAGAGUCUGGACCCUCGAGAUGAGCGUUAUUGGUCUUCGCUGAGCGCUGCCAAGAAGCCGCCUCGCCCAUUUCUUAUUCCAAUUUCCUACCUUCGAUUCGACCACUCAUACCCCGAUAACACCGAACUUCUUUUAUUCAUGUUGUUUCUUCCUUGUUCUUUUUACAGCUCAUCGAGAUCGAGCACGUCACCCCACUGCGCACAGUCUGGACCCAACAACGCAUUUUUCUCAUCUGGGUAUCAUGGUUCACGGACGCGUUUGUUUUUGCGCAUCAAAACUCUUUCUUGGUAUCGAGAUGGCAUUUUCGUGGCAGUCUUGUUCACAUCGGCUGUUAUUCUCCCAUCACACAUGUUUUCUCUUGUUUCUGUCUCCAGGGAGUCUUUUCUUAAAUUCAAUCCGUUGUUGUUUUCUUGUUUCCUUUCAUGUUUUUUCUUAUUGAUACCAGAAAAUAAUACUUAUUUCUUGAAACAUUGCCGG
Messenger RNA from Aureobasidium pullulans EXF-150, 1907 nucleotides. RefSeq lists its product as uncharacterized. The record is from RefSeq and is a predicted model, not a curated record. The transcript has 5 exons. Gene Ontology annotation, molecular function: RNA binding. Gene Ontology annotation, cellular component: nucleus. NCBI's taxonomy places the organism in Eukaryota, Fungi, Ascomycota, Dothideomycetes, Dothideales, Saccotheciaceae. Bases 1 to 1473 code for a protein of 490 amino acids.